Molecule: messenger RNA, 1343 nt
Organism: Aethalodelphis obliquidens (Pacific white-sided dolphin)
Lineage: Eukaryota; Metazoa; Chordata; Mammalia; Artiodactyla; Delphinidae
Gene: MRPL19
Product: mitochondrial ribosomal protein L19
Exons: 6
Coding region: 22-900 (292 amino acids)
Biological process (GO): translation
Cellular component (GO): mitochondrial large ribosomal subunit; ribosome
Molecular function (GO): structural constituent of ribosome
Source: RefSeq, a predicted model, not a curated record
GUCUCGACUGAGGGAGCAAGCAUGGCGGCCUCCAUUGCCAGGGGCUGCCGGGCUGCAAUGGCCCUGGGCUGGACCUUUCGAUGCGCCUGGGCUCUGCGCCCUGCGCCAGUCUCUGUCGCCUGCCAGGCCCUCGUGGGGCCGAGCCGGCGGCAGAUCACUGGACCUUCUGAGCCCGGCGCGUUCCAGCCACCGCCGAAACCGAUUAUCGUGGACAAGCGCCGUCCCCAGCGCCGGGAAAGCAGGUUCUUGAGUCCUGAAUUCAUUCCUCCAAGGGGAAGAACAAAUCCUCUGAAAUUUCAAAUAGAAAGAAAAGAUAUGUUAGAAAGGAGAAAAAUACUCCACAUUCCAGAGUUCUAUGUUGGAAGCAUUCUUCGUGUUACUACUGCUGACCCAUAUGCCAAUGGAAAAACGAGCCAGUUUCUGGGAAUUUGCAUCCAGAGAUCAGGAACAGGACUUGGAGCUACUUUUAUCCUUAGGAAUACUAUUGAAGGACAAGGUGUUGAGAUUUGCUUUGAACUUUAUAAUCCUCGAAUCCAGGAGAUCCAAGUAGUCAAAUUACAGAAACGGCUGGAUGAUAGCUUGCUAUACUUGCGAGACGCCCUUCCUGAAUACAGCACUUUUGAUAUGAAUAUGCAGCCAGUAGCACAAGAACCUAGCCAAGAAGUUCCUGUUAAUCAGCUGAAAGUAAAAAUGAAGCCCAAGCCGUGGUCCAAACGCUGGGAACGUCCAAAAUUUAAUAUUAAGGGGAUCAGAUUUGACCUUUGUUUAACUGAAGAGCAAAUGAAGGAAGCCCAGAAGUGGAGUCAGCCAUGGCUUGAGUUUGAUAUGAUGAGGGAAUAUGACACUUCAAAAAUUGAAGCUGCAAUAUGGGAUGAAAUUGAAGCAUCGAAAAAUUUCUGAUCUGAGAAUGAGUUUGGUUACUUGCAGAGGAUAUACUGACUCUCAGAGGAUUUAUUUAGAAACGAAUUUAAUCUCAUAUAUAAGGACAUAGUCAUUAAAUCAACCAAACAUUCAUUAUUUUAUGAAUAUUAUUUUAAAAAUUAGCACACCAGUUUAUUACUUUAAAAAGAAAAAUGUACAUGCCAGGUGGUCUGAUGUCCAUUCUCUUAAUGGAGUCAAAGCUACAAUAGAGUCAAACUGUUACCAGAAUGGUCUUCAUUGAGCUUGGAAUCUGAGCAAGGAAGUGGAUAGGAUGAUUUUUUAAAUUUGUGAAGUAAAUUAUAAAUUCAAAAAGCAUAUGAUUUAAAGAGUAAUAAUAAAAUGAGCAUUCAUAUACCCACCAUCAGGUUAAGAAGUGAAACAUUUGUAAUAUCUAAGAAGGUCAAGAAAUAGAGCAUUUACUA